GCAUUGGAGGACCUAUCCCAGCAUGCAGAGCGAGAGCCUCUCACACAGCAAAAACCGCAACUCGUCUCUCUGAGAGAGAGAUAGAGAUAGAGAGAUAGAAAUUAGAGAAAAGCGACACAGCUAGCUCGUAAUAAUACUAUUAAUAAAGAAAACCGGGCUCGUAGUUUAAAUCCGUAGCCCCCUUUUGAACGGAAACCGCUCUCGUUUAAACCAACGAACCCCCCCAAAAAAAACGGGGUAGAGGGAGAAGAAGGGAGGUCCGGCUUUCGGUUUUCGGUCUCCCUUUUUCGGGAGGAGGCGAAGCAGCAAAGGGGUUUGCGAUCCUAGUAGCGGUGCUUUUUAGUAAAUUAAUCCCUUUCCGUUAUUGUGGGUCUAUGAAAAUAAACCAGAGGAACCGAGAGGGGAAAGAGAGAGAGAAAUAUCUACGGUACCCAUCCGCCGUGCCUCCCGAAACCGUGAAUACAAAAACACAGCCACAAACCAAACGAAAACAGCAUCAGUAUCUGCACAAAAACACACAGCUAGGUAAAUUAAAACAAGCCGAGAGACCAUGAUUAAGCUUUUCUCCCUCAAGCAGCAGAAGAAAGAGGAGGAAUCGGCCGGAGCCAACCGCGCAGGCGGCGGGGGAAAGAAAUCCAGCGCGGCGCAGCUCCGGGUCCAGAAAGAUAUAAAUGAGUUAAACUUGCCGAAAACGUGCGAAAUAGUUUUCUCCAAUCAAGACGACCUCUUAAACUUCAAACUAGUCAUCAGUCCGGACGAGGGGUUCUAUAAAGGUGGUAAAUUUGUCUUCAGUUUUAAGGUGGGACAGGGGUAUCCUCACGACCCCCCCAAAGUGAAAUGUGAGACCAUGGUGUACCACCCGAACAUCGACUUGGAGGGCAACGUGUGUCUCAACAUCCUCAGAGAGGAUUGGAAGCCAGUGCUGACAAUAAACUCCAUUAUUUAUGGACUUCAGUAUCUCUUCCUGGAGCCCAACCCUGAAGAUCCUCUGAACAAGGAAGCAGCCGAGGUCCUUCAGAACAACCGGCGCCUCUUUGAGCAGAACGUACAGCGGUCGCUGCGGGGGGGCUACGUGGGCUCCACUUACUUUGAACGCUGUCUGAAAUAAACAGAGCCGGGCUGAGACACACACACACGCACGCACGCACGCACGCACACACACACACACACACACACACACACACACACACACGAUCGCUGCGGGGGGGCUACGUGGGCUCCACUUACUUUGAACGCUGUCUGAAAUAAACAGAGCCGGGCUGAGACACACACACACACACACACACACACACACACACACACACACACACACACACACAGUCGCUGCGGGGGGGCUACGUGGGCUCCACUUACUUUGAACGCUGUCUGAAAUAAACAGAGCCGGGCUGAGACACGCACACACACAGUGAGACACACACACUGAGACAUGCGCACACACACAGACACUGAGACACACGCUCAGAAAGACGGACACACUCACAGACAGAGACUGACACACACACUCUGACAGACUGACACGCACACACACUCAGACAGACAGACAGACAAACAGACACUGAGACACAGACACACUGACAAGCAGACAGACACACAGCCAAGCAGACAGACAGACACUGAGACACACACACACUCAGAUAGACAGACACUGAGACUCACACUCAGACAGAGGCAGACAGACGGACGGACACACUCUCACUCAGACAGACAGACGGACGGGUUCUGUUCCCGGUUGUUGAUCUGUUCUCAAUGCUGUGUUUACGUUGGAAACCUUCCCAUCUGACAAACAAUAAAAACGUGAAUAUUUUUCAAA
Molecule: messenger RNA, 1810 nt
Organism: Acipenser ruthenus (sterlet)
Lineage: Eukaryota; Metazoa; Chordata; Actinopteri; Acipenseriformes; Acipenseridae
Gene: ube2m
Product: ubiquitin conjugating enzyme E2 M
Exons: 6
Coding region: 551-1108 (185 amino acids)
Source: RefSeq, a predicted model, not a curated record